AUGAUGUGUGCAUAUACUGGGGCGGACGAUCCUCUCCGGGUGACGCGCCAUGAUCUUCCGGCUAACUCCCUCAAGAGGAGAUUCAAGAAGCUGGUGAAGAUAGGCCAGGGCCAAGAGGUCCCGGAACUGAUGAAAGACAUCAAGACAAACGACCAGUGUCCUCCGCUCGAUACUUUGGCGGAGGAGGAUCUACGCAACAUACUCCGAGUCCCAGUCAGCGGCGACGCGGUGGAGGAGGAUCCGGAGGACCUUGAGGAGGAAGAGGAGAAUCCGAGUACCACCCCCACACGGACCAACGUGCAAGAACCCAUCACGAAAUACAUGAAGAAGUCCCCCGCCGUUGGUCCUGCCACUCCUGCUCCGCCAAGCGCCCCCCAAGCUACCCCACAGCCAUCUCCUCCUCCCGCGGAUCAAUCUCCUGCUCCUGCUGCAUCCACUCCACCGGAGAUAAUUCCGGUUUGUAGCGACAAAGUGGGCGGAGAAAGUUCCGGUAGCAAGGGCCCUGCCCCCGAAGAAACUGAAGCACAAGGCCGUGAGGAAGCAGAGGUCACCUCCGCCGGCAAAGCUGAAGCUGCAACUGGUGAUAUGGUCGUUUUCCCCAAGAAUUUUGGAGAUCCGGCUGAUCUUACCUCCACCCCUAAAGCCUAUGCCACAAAGUUUUUUAACAAACUAACAGAGGCGGAAAAAUGGGAGCUAGAGCAAGAUCUGCUCAACUCAAUGCUGAACAAUGCCUGGGGUAAGCCUGACGCCGAGACGUCGAAGAUUCAGGACUUCAAAAGGGAAACCGGCCAGUUCUUGGACAAGCUCAUCUGCAAGCGAAAGGAACAGCAGGCUCUGCAUUUUGAGCUGCAUAAAAACAUUGCUCUUCAGCGCCGCGUUACCCUCAGCCAGGCGGAAAAGAUCCAACAUUUCAAAGAGGAGAAUGCGGAUCUGAAGAAGCAGCUGUCAGAAGCCCAAGGUGCAUCCUCGUCCCUUGCUGCAGCCUCCUCCGAGCUUGAAACUCUGCGCGCCUCCCAGAAGAAACUUGAGGCGAAACUUGCCGAGACGGAGAAAAAGCUUGCUGAGAAAAGCUCGGAGCUCAUACGCAAAGAGGGCGAGUUCCAGCUCAAGAGAAAAACUGACAGUGAGACCAUCAAGGAGCAGCAGAAAGAGCUAGGGGGACUCCGGAAUUACAUGGAGACAGCGGUGAACUGUUGGGACCUGCUGAAUUCCGACUUCAUGGAUCCUCUUGGAUAUGAUGAAGAACGUCGGCGCCAGUUCCCGCGUGAUGAUCUGCUGCAGCUAGCCGGAGAGGAUUGCAAGGAUCUCAUCUCCGCCUCUCGGAAGAUCUGCCACAACCUUAACCUUAAGAAAAGCCGAACCUGCGAUGUGCGCAGGCUGAUCAAAAGGAUGGACAUUCUUCCGGAGUUGGUGGUGGAUUGUCGGGGGGAAGACCCCGGGUAG
Molecule: messenger RNA, 1443 nt
Organism: Lolium perenne
Lineage: Eukaryota; Viridiplantae; Streptophyta; Magnoliopsida; Poales; Poaceae
Source: RefSeq, a predicted model, not a curated record